AUGUCAAGUACUCAACAUGCUAAAGGCAGUCAAAGUGGUUUACCACCUGAUAUCGAACAAUUGAAUGAACAAGGCCCAACAGCAGCCCAAGUAGACGAAUAUUUAUCGUCUAAAAUCCUUCAUCCAUAUUAUGGAGGAGAUCAGUCUUUGGAAAAGACACAAACAAGAGCAAAUGAUAACGAUAUCCCUCAAAUUCAAGUAUCUCCUUUACAAGGUCAAUUCUUGAGUGUUUUGGUAAAGAGUAUAAAUGCAGAAAGGGUUUUGGAGAUUGGAACUUUAGCUGGUUACUCAACAUCCUUCCUAUCCAAAGCACUUCCGUCCCACGGACGAAUUGAUACUCUUGAGUUAAACCCUCAUCACGCUAGAGUCGCCCAAGAGAAUUUCUUGGAAUCUGAUUUAUUUCCAUUUCCAAAAAUACAUAUUGGUCCUGCACUUGACACACUCAAGAAAUUAAAGAUACCUGAAGAAGGUCCAUACGAUCUUGUUUUUAUAGAUGCUAAUAAAGAUCAGAUACUUGAUUAUUUCCUUGAGAGUCUGGGAUUGGUCAGGAAAGGUGGGGUUAUAGUGGUUGAUAAUGCUGUCAGGAGAGGAAAGAUUAUCCCCUCUGCUCAAAAUGAUCCAGAUACGAACGUGGAAGGUUUGAGGAAAUUGUACGACUGGAUAGAGAAAGAUAAGGGUGAAACAGUCCUUUCAACUGGAAUCCAAACUGUCGGUUCCAAACAAUGGGAUGGGUUCGUCAUCGCCACCAAGCUUGUUUGA
Molecule: messenger RNA, 759 nt
Organism: Kwoniella shivajii
Lineage: Eukaryota; Fungi; Basidiomycota; Tremellomycetes; Tremellales; Cryptococcaceae
Exons: 5
Coding region: 1-759 (252 amino acids)
Molecular function (GO): S-adenosylmethionine-dependent methyltransferase activity; O-methyltransferase activity
Source: RefSeq, a predicted model, not a curated record